Messenger RNA from Stegostoma tigrinum, 5313 nucleotides. It is a transcript of the gene mtmr12, whose product is annotated as myotubularin related protein 12. The transcript is spliced from 17 exons. The coding region runs from base 66 to 2372 and encodes 768 amino acids. Lineage: Eukaryota; Metazoa; Chordata; Chondrichthyes; Orectolobiformes; Stegostomatidae. The record is from RefSeq and is a predicted model, not a curated record.
UAAUCGGUGGAAGCAGCACCUGAGCAAACAGCCACAAAGUAACCCGGAAAAUAACCACGCUCAAAAUGCUUAGCUUAGGUUCAGGAGGUGGAAAAACGGCGAAACCCUCAUUUGUGUCUUACGUUUCACCGGAGGAAAUUAAAAAAGAAAAUGUUAAUGAUGAGUUGAAGCCACACUUACUACCAGGAGAAAUUGUAAUCUGCGAGGCAAACACGGUGGUGAAAUUCAGUCGUGAAGAUUCCUUACAAAAAGGCUUUUAUGGAAAGCUCAUCUGUACCAACUUCAAAAUCUCUUUUUUAAGUGCUGAGCAGUUGUUGGAUGAGGUGGAACAAUCAUACAGGAAUAAACUGAUGGGUGAAAAUGAUAUCUCAUUGCACUGUGUGGACCAGAUCUUUGGAGUGUAUGAUGAUAAAAAGAAGCCGCUCCUACCAGGUGCUGUAAAGAACAAAAUUCCUGAGAAGCUUCUGCUGUAUUGUAAAGAUUUCCGAGUCUUUCACUUUGGCUUAAGAUACACUAAGGAAGAGGAUGCUAGAAGGCUGAUCCAGGGGAUAGUUCAUCAUUGUUUGAAUCCAACAUCCUUAAAAUGUUUGUUUGCUUUCCCCUAUGUUGGUGCAGCAGGUGGUCUUAAAGUGGGUCCCAUAAGAAUAGAAGAUGAUCCUCCAACCGUGAUGUUUGAAACCAAAAAUGAUUGGCGAGGAGAGCUGGACCGCACUGGAGGUCUGCUAACUUACAGAAUAAUUUCCAUUAAUGAAAAUUAUAAAAUCAGCACCAGACUUCCACAGUUCUUUGCUGUUCCUUUAUCUGUUGCUGAUGAUGACAUAAAGAAAUACAAAGGAAAAGGAAUUCCUCUUUGGUGCUGGUCUCAUCCCAGUGGUUGUGCAUUGCUGAAGAUGACAGCUGUCCCUGAAGCAGCUGAUGACAGUGCUUCACAAAUGGAGAAGGGUUGGAUUGAAAGACAGCUCCAUAUUCUUGGAGAAGCUCAUCCCAUAAAUUACAUGGUCAGGUCUGAGAUCCUUUCAGCCACUCUCCCAACUCUACAAGAAAUACAGGCUUCUUACAGCAGGUUUAAGCAGCUGUUCCUUACAGAAAAUGCUGCUGAAUUCUGGGAGACUGAUAUUAAAUGGCUGUCUGCUUUGGAAAAUUCAAACUGGCUGGAAGUUAUCAGGCAAUGUUUGAAGAAAGCCUUGGAUAUUGUUGAAUGCUUGGAACAUAAAAACACCACUGUGGUGCUUAUGGAAGAAAAUUGCUGUGAUCUGUGCUGUCUUAUAGCUAGUCUAGUCCAGGUGAUCAUUGACCCACAUUUUCGAACAAUAUCUGGUUUCCAAAGUUUAAUUCAGAAGGAAUGGGUGAUGGGCUGCCAUUGCUUUCUGGAUCGAUGUAAUCUCCUGCGAAACAAUGAUAAAGAGGUGCCAGUAUUUCUUCUGUUCUUGGAAUGUGUGUGGCAGCUACUUCAGCAGCAUCCACCAGCCUUUGAGUUUACAGAGACCUACCUGACUAUAUUAUCAGACAGCAUGUACAUCCCUAUCUUUAGCACCUUCCUGUUCAAUUCACCGUGUCAAAGGGAUGAUAACCAAAUGCUUGAUGAAGAUCAGCGGAUGCUAAGCAGAUCAUUGAAACUACCUUCUGUGUGGGAGUGGUCUGUGCAGUUUGAGAACUCUGUUCAAGCACUCUUUUAUAAUCCAGUUUACGUUGGAAAGCCAAAAACUGAUACAAUUAGAAGGACCCAACGUGUUAAGGACCCUGCACUGAACUGCUUGGAGAUUGUCCAUGAAAAUUUUCUCGAUAUAUCAGAGCCACAACGUCAGAUGUCACUGCCGUCAAGUCCAUCCUAUCAGAAUAGACCGACAUCCAAAAAAGGGUUUUUCAGAGAGGAGACAGAUCACUUAAUAAAGACUUUUUUAGGCAAAAAGAUAAGCAGGUGGACAGUAACAACUGAAGAUCAUUCAGUUAGCUACAGACAGUUUUAUGAUAACUGGCGCAGUAAACCAGUAGAUCACCACGGACUGCUGCUUCCUCAGUACGAUGGCCCUGCUUUAAAAGUAUGGGGCCAAAGAUACUUGCGCUGGAUUCCAGAGGUUCAAAUACCAGGUGGUGGUUCAACAAUCACUCUGAACAAAAUCUUUGAAAUUGUGGAUGAGAUCAACGCCUUACAGACAAGAGUAUCACAGAGGGUACUGAAAAGGCAAGCAAGCUCUCCAAGUAGUAAUGUCUUCACACCGUUUCAUCAGGCAAGCCGUCUUUCUUCAGCUUUUCCAUUUGGUACAAUACGUAGGCAGUCUAUAAAGCCCCGCAUCCCAGUCUCUACAAAUCUCUCAAUGAGUUUUGGGUCAAUGGAGAACUUGCCAGAUGAGGAAGAUCUAGGUGUGUUAUAGUGGAGACGAUCUGUUCUCCUCCCACCCCUCGCCUGUAACAGUUUGGUUUUGUUCUUUGCUGUAACUCUAGCCAAAACGCUGCAAGUAUUUAAUUUUGAAGUAUUUUGCGUAACUUUGUCAUCAGCCUAAUGUGUUUUGAGUUUGACUGUUUUGUACACUGUUUUCCAAUUUUGUUCAGCUGAAAUUUUAAACUGCAGUUGGUUUCUUAACAAAGUCUUUGCCUGUGUUUUGGAGGGCCAAAAUUCAAACCACUCAAUGACCUUGAUAUUCUAAGCUAUUUAGGCCUGAUAUUGGCUGCUAAUGAGUAUUUGUCCAUUUAUUACGGUAGUUGACACAAAUCAAUUCCAAAGCUAAAUACAAGAACUGGUUUUGCCAAAAUAUAUAGUAAAAAUAAUCCAUGCUCAUAUUGGUUCUGUUAAUAUUAUAGCAGGUUAAAUUGGAGGGGGUGCUAUUUAAAAUUAUCUUCAGAUUUUUCUUUCUUUUAAUAUAUUCCAGUUUUCUAAUAAAGUAGAAUGAAAAUGUUAUAUUUGGUUUUGCAUCUGUAAUUGAUAUAUCACAAUUUCCUCCCCACCUUCCAAACCUAUUGAUGUAGAAUAAAAAUCUGAAAAUGAGGAAAAAGGUGGGACUUUAAGUGACCAGUAUAAACUUGAAAAACAUGGCACUUGUCAAUGACUUAAUUCAGUAACAGUUAUUGUAAUUGCUAGUACAAUAAGAUUAACAAACUCCGGUCUCCUGCAGUAUAACCUUGGAGAUAUCUGUAGCCAUUAAGAUUUAGAAAUGCACCUCCUUGAAGCUUUGGCGAGUUUAUGAUCCAAUUUGGCAAAUUUGCCUGUUUUGUACUUUUUGGUUUUAUUUGAUAUUAUUGAAACAAUUUCCCAUCAUUGCUUCUGAAUUUAACCAACUUGUGAAAUAUGUACAUCUACAAUAAUGUAGAUUUUAAAGUUUGUACAGGUUUCUCUUUCAAAUGGUAAUGUAGGUUAUCUGCUAAAACAACUCAGACACUGCUAGCCUGGCAACCAUGCUAUGAUUUUAGUAGCAGUAGAUCAUUCAGACCAAGUUUUAAUAUAAUCUGGAAUAAAGAAACUAAUAUCAGAUGAAGUACUAGUUAGUUGCAUAGAGGUGGUGUGAGAAAAUUCAGCCAGGAUUUUAAACUUGGAUUGAUGGCAAUCCAACAAGUCCUAAUGAAGAGAGUUUUUGUGAAUAUUUACUGCAAACAGAACCCUAAACAGUGUCAUUUAAGUGCUUAAAGGUUUGCUAAUUUCUUUCUGUAUAGGAGUGUUUUGUUCCCUUCAAGAGAAGGGCAAAAAAUAGGACUUAAAAUCCAAGUAAAUAUUUCGUUGGGCAUUUAAGCAUCUCUCCCUUCCUCAGGCUUCUAUCUGUCUGUCCUGAAAAUUAAAUUCAUUUGAGUUCUGGAUUUAUUGCAGUUAUUGCUAAACUUGAUUUUCUAUAUAUUCCUGAAAGCUACCAGAAUCUGACUACUAAUGUACUUUCUUGUACCAUAUAGUUAUGAUAUUUAAGUUGCAAUAAACCUAUUUCUGGUUUUGCCUUUGUAAAAUAAGUUACUGAAACAUGCUGAGUUUUCUUGGGUUACUUUUGUUCAAUUUCUAAAUUGGUCUGAUCCUUAAGGCACUGAAAAUAUUAAAAUUAGUUGAAAACUAACUGGAGUAAUUUUGUAGGUCUAAAUCUAGGUUGUAGUUACCUUUUAAUUAAACCAUUUAAAUAGACAUCUCAAUGCAAUCAACUACUUGUGAAGAUUUAUAUGUAAAAUGAAAGUCAAUUAGCUUGCUCAGGGGUUGCAAAUUUUGUACGUUUAUCAGAAAUGUGCUGUCGAAUGGCUCCUGUGAAUUAGUGGACGGAAGCAAAAUGGUGUAUUUGUAUCAACACUGUACCCGUUCUUUUUAAUUUGGGAUGUUUUGUUUUGUCUUGUCCUACACACAGUACUUUCUAACCCAUCAUUAGGAAACAUGUAUAAGCUUAAUAUUCAAAUCUGCAGUUUUUGUUGUGUUUUAAAUAUCUAAACUGAUUAAGAUAAGUAAACUUCCUUGAUGUUUGUAACAGUUUCUUCAUUCUACACUUGUCUCUACAACACUAUAGCAAUAUUUGCUUUUGUCCUGUCUAAAUUGUAGAAUAUCCACAGGAAAAUGUGAAGGAGUUUUUUAUUACGCUGUAAUUAUUGCUGACGUUCGGUGUUGAUCUAAAGUCGACAGGAUAAUAGUUUGAGUACCUGUUUGUUUCUAUUUCUGUAUAAAAUUUGUGAAAUCAUUUAAGUAAACAGAACUGUUGACCCCAACUUAUGUUUUGUUUGGAACUGGAAACUUUAUUUAUAGUGUGUAUCACUUGUUUUCCUUUUAAUUUAUUUUUUGUAUUUGUCAAGUUUUCUCUAUUUGCCAAAUGAAGACCUGUUUAAUUGUUACCCUUUGCUAAGACAUGCUUUUGAAUAUUACAGUUCACUGAAAGUUACAACUUUGCAUGAUACUUUCAAACUUGAUUCAACAAGAUCUACCUUUGGUUGGGGAGUAGGGGGAGCUUUCCUUUUUAUCUGGAUAAACUGAAACCAAGUACUUUUCAUUGUAAAAUCUUCCACCUUUUAUUAGCUGUGCAUUUUUUGAGCUUUGAACAAACACAAAGUAGAAUAAGAAAAUCACUUCAAGCUAAAGCUAAUCACCAUUUUUAGAUAAAUUGUGUGGCUAAAUUUGUUAGUGUUUUUGGAUAGAAUUUUCCAGUUAAAUAGAUUUGUAAUGAUUGCGUAACAUACCAAAAGAAAACUCUGAUUUGAUUUAGGGCUAGGGGUCUACUUGUACAAUGGAAAUGAAUGGAAAAUGGGCAAACAGGAGUCAUCAGCUGUGUUAAUUAAAUGGUGCCAAUAUAUUACAGUAUCUGGAGGGUAAAGAUAAAUUUAUCUGACCCUGAGAUAACACGGUGUGAAGCUGGAAGAACACAG